Molecule: messenger RNA, 2619 nt
Organism: Puma concolor (puma)
Lineage: Eukaryota; Metazoa; Chordata; Mammalia; Carnivora; Felidae
Source: RefSeq, a predicted model, not a curated record
AUGGCCAUCUUGAAGCUGAGUGAUGACCAAGUUGUGUCCCCAUGGCUGCUCCCUGUGGAAGUUGUUAAUGACCAGUUUCUGGGCAUCUCUGGAGACCCGGAAUGGGGCAUGAUGGGGCUUCUGGACACGUGGGACCAGCAGGUGGUGAUUGGGUUGGGGGAGGUUAAGUGGGCCGCAGAUGUGUUCUUCCACUGGGGAAAUGCGCCUCCUGCAUGGUUCCUGGCGGGCAGCUGUGUGGGAGUGGAAGAGGAGGAGGCCCCAGACAUCGACAUAUACCACUGCCCCAACUGCGAGAAAACCCACGGGAAGUCUACCCGGCAUGUGUGCCUGCUGACUGAGACCCUGCCUCUGCGCUGGGGAGUCCCAGCUGCCUUGUACGGGGGCCCUGUACCGAUGCUGAAAGCCAAGUGCGGGCGACCCUUCCUGGCACUUCUAGUCAGACCGGAGCUCGUCACUGUCCGUGACACGCUGGUCAGUUUGCUGCAUCUGCUCCAGUCAGACCCUCCAUGCGCGGAAGACGUGGUGGUCCGUGUGCCCGGCAGCCAGCUCACGCUGGGCUACAUGGAGGAGCACGGCUUCACUGAGCCCAUCCUCGUACCCAAGAAAGACGGGCUGGGCCUGGCAGUCCCAGCCCCCACCUUCUAUGUCAGUGACGUCGAGAACUACGUGGGCCCAGAGCGGAGCGUGGACGUGACGGAUGUCGCCAAGCAGAAGGACUGCAAGAUGAAGCUGAAAGAGUUUGUGGACUAUUACUACAGCACCAACCGCAAGCGGGUCCUCAACCUCACCAGCCUGGAGUUCUCCGACACCAGGAUGUCCAGCUUCGUGGAGCCGCCUGACAUCGUCAAGAAGCUGUCCUGGGUGGAGACCUGCUGGCCGGACGACGCGCUGCUGGCCAAGCCCAAGGUGACCAAGUACUGCCUGAUCUGCGUGAAGGACAGCUACACCGACUUCCACAUCGACUCGGGGGGCGCCUCCGCCUGGUACCACGUGCUCAAGGGGGAGAAGAUCUUCUAUCUCAUCAAGCCGGCUUCGGCCAACAUCUCCCUAUACGAGCGCUGGCAGUCGGCCGCGAACCACAGCGAGAUGUUCUUUGCAGACCAGGUGGACAGGUGUUAUAAAUGCACCCUCAAGCAGGGCCAGACGCUCUUCAUCCCCUCAGGCUGGAUUUACGCCACGCUCACGCCUGUGGACUGCCUGGCCUUCGCGGGACAUUUCCUCCACAGCCUGAGCGUGGAGAUGCAGAUGAGAGCAUAUGAAGUGGAAAGGAGAUUGAAACUUGGCAGCCUGACUCAGUUUCCCAACUUUGAAACUGCCUGCUGGUACAUGGGAAAGCAUUUGCUGGAGGCGUUUAAAGGUUCUCACAAAUCUGGGAAGCAGCUGCCCCCUCAUCUAGUCCAAGGAGCUAAAAUUCUCAAUGGUGCUUUUAGAUCAUGGACGAAAAAGCAGGCUUUGGCGGAGCAUGAGGACGAACUCCCAGAGCACUUCAAACCUUCCCAGCUCAUCAAAGACCUCGCCAAAGAGAUCCGGCUCAGCGAGGCCACAAAGAGUGUCCUGAGUGUGCCCAACAAGGAGGUGAUCAGUUCACAGAAUGAUGUGGAGAGGCUGGAAGUCCGAGAACAAACUAAGAGCAAGUCAGAAGCCAAGUGGAAGUACAAGAACAGCAAACCCGAUUCCCUGCUGAAGAUGGAGGAGGAGCAGAAGCUGGAGAAGUCUCCUCUCUCAGGAAACAAGGACACCAAGUUCUCGUUUUCUUUCAACAAGAGACUGCUGGGCUCCAAGGCCCUGAAGCCGCAGCCUGGCCCCGGCGUGUUUGGGGCCGUGCCGAGCUUCAAGGAGGACAAGCCGCAGCCCGUGCGGGACGAGUACGAGUAUGUGUCCGACGAUGGGGAGCUCAAGAUUGACGAGUUCCCCAUCAGGAGGAGGCGGAGCGCCCCCAAGAGAGACUUGUCCUUCUUACUGGACGGGAAGGAGCCGCCGCCCACGCCCGUUACGAAGCCAAAGCUGGACUCGGCACUCUACAAGAGUGACGAGUCCUCUGAUGAGGGCUCGCUGCACAUCGACACGGACACCAAGCCUGCCCGCAACGCCAAAGUGAAGAAAGACAGCGGGGGCUCAGCCGCGGGCAUCCUGGACCUGCUGCAGGCCAGUGAGGAGGUUGGAGCGCUCGAGUACAACCCCAACAGCCAGCCCCCGGCCUCCCCCAGCACGCAGGAAGCAAUUCAGGGAAUGCUGUCCAUGGCCAACCUGCAGGCCUCCGACUCCUGCCUGCAGACCACGUGGGGCGCCGGCCAGGCCAAGGGCAGCUCGCUGGUGGCUCACGGUGCCCGGAAGAACGGGGGUGGUGGCAAGGGCGCCGGCAAGCGACUGCUGAAGAGGGCAGCGAAGAACAGCGUGGACCUGGAUGAUUACGAGGAGGAGCAGGACCAUCUGGAUGCCUGCUUCAAGGACUCAGAUUAUGUUUACCCCUCCCUGGAGUCUGAUGAGGACAGUCCGGUCUUCAAGUCCCGGUCCAAGAAGAGGCCUCCGCAGCUCUGCUGGGAGCAUGAGUCCUUCGAGGAAGGAGGAGUGAGCCAACGCUCACCAGGCCCAGAGUCUGAGCUGGCCACAGGCUGGUAG